Oikopleura dioica is the source of this 4080-nucleotide messenger RNA. The record is from the annotation of a GenBank genome assembly. Lineage: Eukaryota; Metazoa; Chordata; Appendicularia; Copelata; Oikopleuridae.
AUGAGAAGGUUCGCCUUCCUGGCGCUCUUAACCGAGGCUGUCCAGAUUCAAACAAAAUUAGAUUACACAGGCUAUGAAAACGACGGAGAAAAGAGAAUUUGGGAAGGAAACAAUGAGUGGUACAGGUUCAAAGCUUCUAUGUACACAGGUCUUCAAUUUGUGGACCACAAGGACAACAACGGUCGCGGAAUCGCCGAUGGAACGUUUUGGCUCGAACAUAAAACAGGGGAAUGCGAAGGUCAAGCGUGCAUGUUCUACUGGAUCCACGCGAGAAAAAACCUUGACCGAGAAGAACAAGCUCAGUACAAGUUUUAUAUAAAACUCACCGGCCCGGAUGGAACAGUCGAAGAAGCGGACGAUAUCUUUACGUACACAGUCGCAGAUGUAAACGAUAACGCUCCUUCUAUCUCGGAGAGCUCAUUCAAUCAUAUUAUCCGCGAAGAUACCGCGGUAAACCAAGAUUUUCCAACGGACAGCCCCUUUCCCCACAAUGGAAUUAUUGAGAUCAUCGAUGACGACGACAAGAAAUCUGCUUCCAACAAGUUUAAAAUUCAAAUUGAAAACAAGUCUAGUCAAAUACUUCACAAAUGGGAUGGCACUGAGCAACAAUUUACCGAUGGAGAAAUUUUUCGGUUUGAAAACGUACGUGGCUCAGACUUUAGGAAGAAAAUGGUGCUCAAUAAAAAGCCCAGCGAUAUCGAAAACAUAAAGUCGAUAAGUUUUGAUGUGACGAUCAGUGAUUGCGAUGAUCUCUCUGGAACAGAGGCACAGACGGUCUGUAGUGCCAAAGGAAGAGUCAUGAAGUCUGAUCCUAUAACAAUCAACGUAAAAGUUAGCGACGUCAAUACUGAGAUCCCUAACAUCUACGUGGCCGACGACGGUGUGCCGAAGUCGAUGGAAGAGAACACACCCCCUGACAGAACAAUUUUCAGUGUUUAUGCUAAAGACGACGAUAGAGAUGUCAUCAACAAAGUGACGAAGUUUUCUGUAGUUAGCUGUCUUUCUUCGUCAUCGCCUCAAAGCGAAUCCGGUUGCCCAUACUUUGAAGCAAAGCAAAUGGAGCUUUGUAAUAAUGCAAAAGAGUGCGAAGAACAGGCCGACAAAAUUGAUUUGUUCAACAGUGCAGACAUUGUCACAACAGGCUUGGCUGUUGACUACGAGUCUCUCCAUGAGCAUGACGAUCACCCCGGCCGAGGUCUAAUGGUUGUCGUAGAAGCUGUUAACCACAUUGCGCUGGAUGCUCAGAGCUCAAAAAAAGAGAUCUGGGUUACGGUCAGAGACAUAAACGAGGCCCCAAAACUACUUUCAAGAAAUCCUGGCGAUCUGCAUGUUCUCGAAAACCUUCAAAAUGAGAAAAUCAAAGGCGGUUGCAUUGAGAGUGAAGAUCCUGAAGAGGACGAAGUUGGAUACACAAUUAUCAAGGGCGACGAGUAUUUUACGAUUGACGAUAAAGGCUGUUUGCGAACUACUGUAAAUGACGAAACUUCCGACUGGAUCGACCGAGAAGCACAUGCCCUGCAUGAAACAACAUCUACGGGCGACAAAUUUAUCAAACUUUCUAUUCAAGCUUACGAAAAAAGAAAUGAUGGCAAAACUGCCCUGACAUCUGAGGUCAAGGAGUACGAUAUUCUUAUCGAUGAUGUAAACGACAAUGGCCCCGAACUUCCAAGCGUUCUUCGGACAUGCAGAACCCUGAAGAAAGAGAACAAUUAUCACAUGGUUGAUCUUGGCGAAAGCGAUCAAGACAACUGCCACGCGCCACACCUCAAUUGCGGUCCGUAUACUUUUCAAAAACAAGUUCUUGACCAAUCCGGAAACUCUCAUCCAAAGUUGGAGCAACUAGAGAUCGUGAACACCAAUGGAAGAUGGGCAAUUCAUUUUGUUGCGGAGUUUGCUGAAGGUGAAGAUACUUACAUUAUUGAGGGUGACGGUGACACUGGACACAAAAUCCAGAUCAUUGGAUCUGAUGGAGAUAAAAAGACGACAGUCGUCAAUAACGUUCAACUUAAUAUUUGCGACUGCCCUGCUGAUUCGAACGGGACUGCUUAUUGUAACGUGAAUGAUGCAAUUAUCGGGCCAGCUAAAAGUGGUUUCCCAUGGUGGGCAGGACUUAUCAUCGGGCUCGUAUGUCUGCUUCUUGUAAUUGCGACUCUUGUAACAACUAGAAGUCGAGGAGUGAAAUCAGACAUUGAGGAAAAGCCUUUCCUGGAUUACGAAGAUGACAUUACUGAAGGGCUUGGCUUUGACGAAAAAAUUGGAAUCAACCCACUACCAAAGGACGACUAUUAUAUUGAGCCAAGGAACGAGCAGCGUGGGGUUGCAGUCACAGUUAUACCAGAUCAACAAGUUUACGCUGCUAGACCCGAAUCAGAAGUCGUCCAUCAAGCCUCUACAGUUUCUUUUAUAUGUCAUCUUCAGCUGGCUUCGAUAAUCAACUGGUUUGCAUGCAGCUCCUGUAAAGAAAAUGCCGGCUUUCAACUCAGCAUUUCGAAGACAAAUCUCCUCAAUUUCUACAUCAAUGUUUUCUGCAACAAUUGCGACUGGUCAAAAGGAACAUGGCUUCUUCAAUCUGAAUUCAACGUUCUCUUCCAAACAGGAAAAACCGUGGUAGGAGUCGUCGAUACCCAAAUAAACCGUCUGUUCGCCUUCAUUGGAAUGUGCUGUACUACGGAAUCAGGCGAAGCACGGAUGCCAGACUUUCAACAUGGUGGAUCUACUGCCAAAGAGCUUCAAGACACAGUCGACCAAACCAUAAUUGAACUUUCUCAAGAGUCGAUGGUUCGCGCUAGAAACUCCCUCAUCUCAGAGACAAAGAAGGCAAAAGGAACAGCAAUAUCAGUCGCUGUGGACGGUUGUUACAAUGACACCGGACACAAGCGAAAUUCCGCCCAGGGCUGCAUUGUUUCUUGCGUCGCGAAUGUACGAGGUGUUUUCAAAGUCAUCGGAAAUGCAAUUGUGAAAAAGCCACAAGAAGUCAGCGAUGAAGUCCUGAAAUCAAGAGGCAAAGGAAGAAUAGCGCCAAGAGGAACCGUUUCAUCAAAUUUGGAGAAGAUUGGAACUCGUGAUGUCUUCGAAGGCACACUGCUACCCAUCCAUGAAGAAUUCCCCGGACACACAAUCAGAAUCGCUUGCGACAAAGAUGCUGGCAUCAGAAGUUCAAAGAAUACCAAUGUGUUCAUCGAUGAAGCAAGAAAAGACAAGUUGAUGAUUCCUGAAAAGAACCUGCGCUAUGUUGACGAUAGGUCCCACAUCAGCAAGAAUAUCUUCGGCACAGUCAAAAGGAAUUUCAAAACUGGCUCCUCUGCAACGAAAUUUACGCCGUACAUGAUGCUCGAGCUCUACAUAAGAAUCCGGUUGGCCACCGAAGUCAUAAUGGACAAAUGUGCCGCUGGUGAAUGGACCUUCGAGGACGCGAAGGCGAAAAUGAAGAAGACUGGACUUCACGCUUUCGGCGAUCACAGCAUGUGCGAUGGAAAUUGUCCAGAUAUGCCUCCGAUACUCCAACCUCAUGGUCAACUCACCAAAGAAAUGAUUGAGGAGUACGUCACCAAGUUCAUGGCAACCUACUUUGGCGACGAAUUCAUCAAGUCGCUAGUCGAUACUGGCUCCUCCUCACCUGUGGAGUAUUUUCAUGCACUGAUGAUCAGAAGAAGACUCUGGGUGAAAGGUACACAUGCAAGUGUGCUUUCACUCCGAUACGAAGUGGCAGCAGCUGUAUCAACCCUGAUUUACAAUGAAGGUCAGGACAGAGCAUUCAGGCUCAUCUUGAACAAGCUCAAACUUGCCGUUCCAGACAUUGGGCUAGAAAGAAUUCAUAGCCAGGAAGAAGAAAGAAAGAAGCAAACUGAAGAAAAAAUGAAGAAGAAGACAAAAGUUCAGGAGAAGCGACGAAGAAAUCAGAAGCAAUUCACGACUGGAGGCUAUGCGACUCAAGUUCAACGAGACAUUGAAGACUCCAGAAAAGUCGAAGUCAAAACGAAGGAGCAAGAAAAUUUGGAGAUUGAACCAUCAUUUGAAGAAGCUGAAGCCCUGCUGUCUAUGGGCAACGAAGAAGACGACGCUGUCAUUGUUGAGUGUUAA